Messenger RNA from Caenorhabditis sp. 36 PRJEB53466, 282 nucleotides. The record is from the annotation of a GenBank genome assembly. NCBI's taxonomy places the organism in Eukaryota, Metazoa, Nematoda, Chromadorea, Rhabditida, Rhabditidae.
AUGCGCUUCUUCGUCGUGUUCGCCUCGAUGCUCGCCGCCUCGUCGGCCUUCCUCUUCCCGUCUGCCGGAGGUGGCGGAGGAUGCGGAUGGUAAUUUCUUCCCCCGAUCUUUUCCACUUCUUCUUCCCGUUUCAGCGCUCCACCACCACCACCAGCGUGCGCCCCACCACCGGCUCCGGCUUGCGGCGGCGGAGCUCCUCCACCACCACCAGCCUACGCGGCCCCGGCCCCAGCCGCCUACGCCGCUCCAGCCGGAGGAGCCUACCCAGUCGGAGGACGUUAA